This is a messenger RNA of Styela clava, 1593 nucleotides long. RefSeq lists its product as uncharacterized. The record is from RefSeq and is a predicted model, not a curated record. Lineage: Eukaryota; Metazoa; Chordata; Ascidiacea; Stolidobranchia; Styelidae.
AUCUAGAUGUUUUGGUGAUAAUAUUCAAAUGAAGCAUAGAAUGUAUACAAGGUGAAGAAUAGCGAAGGACGAGUGAACAAGCGACAAACAAAUGUUGAAGUACGCCAAUAAUUCAUUGAACAUAAUCAUCUUAUUAAUUGGUUUUCAUUUGUUUUCGGAAAUAUAUUCAGAUGAUAUCAGUGGCGAUAUUACUUUUAAUCCGAAUACCGACUAUUUCAAAUUGGAUACCGACAACUUCGAUACAAAUUCCAAUUCCAUAAGGUGUUCAUAUUCCUCAUCAACAUCAUCAAUAAGUUGGUGGAAAGAUAAUGUCGAAGUUAGCAAAAGUCAGUCCUGUUCUGUUUAUCAAACCAACGGGGGAAUAUAUUUUCCUAAGCAUGUAGCAUUGACAGAUUCCGGUGAAUAUUCAUGUAAAGUCAAUACAUCUUCAAACUAUGGAGAGAGAGAUUUACUAGUAUGCGUAAUAGCUUCAUCAAGUACACCCAGUACAUCAACGGUACCGGAGUGUAAUCCAACAUCUUCUCCGGUAACAGAACACACCAGCGCAACCAACGAUCUGGGCAAAACAACGCAGACAAUACCAUCAACUAUGGGAAAUUCACCCAACAAUGCCGGUCCCAUAGCCGGCGCUGUCGUCGGGGUGUUUGUCUUGAUUGCUAUCAUCGGAGUUAUCUUUUAUUUUUUCUAUAAAAGGCAAAAAACAAACAAACCGACUGACAAGGGAAAUGUCGAAAAAGCACCUGUACCGAAUGGAACUUUCAAUGGAACAUAUGAAGAAGUUGUUCUUGAUAAUCGAAAGCCCGUUAUUUUGCCUAACAACGAAUAUGCAUCAAUUGAUGGUGAUGGUUACGUGCUUGCUGGAGACGUUGCUGGAUUUCCUGUUGACAAUGAACAGUCAAAAGGCGAAGAUAUGUUUUAUGCAGAAUUGGACAAAAAUAAAAUACCUGAUGAAUCAAACUACCAACAGCUAAAUUUACAACCAGUUCACAAUCAAGCUGAUGAAGCGGAUGAACCAUCAUCACCAGGGGACAAGGAAGCAUCCUACGCAGUAUUGAAUCAAAAUAGUAACGUCGACGAUACAGAGUAUCAACAGUUGAAUCUACAAUCCGUUCAUACCCAAGCUGAGCCAGAAAAUCCGGAUGACGAAGUACUUUAUAACAGACUUUAUAAACCCGAUGUUCAACCUACUGAAGUUCAAGCGGAAUCUAAGCCAGUCGAUUUAUAUACCAUGGUAAACAAAUCAAAGAAAAGUGGAGACAAUAAUAGUUUCGUUGAGAAUGACGAGUGAAAACCUACUGUUUAUGCCUAGAUGAAGAAAACUGUAAAUCUCACAUGAAUUUCUACAUUAUUUUGAAGAUUAAAUACUAUAUAUUAUACAGAACUGUUUAUUAUUUUUUUAUAUUAUCGUUUGAUAUUUUCAACAUUUCAAGAACAUUGCUAUGAAUCAUACUAGUAAGAUACAAUGUUUGAACUUGAUUGAUUGUAUAUUAUGCCACAAUAUAACUUCGCCUUCCACCUAAUAUACCUUUUAGCUUACUAUGAUGUCAUUAUUCGAAUAAAUAAAUGAAAACACGUAUGGUUACGGUGGAGGAA